Messenger RNA from Lathyrus sativus (Indian pea), 879 nucleotides. The record is from the annotation of a GenBank genome assembly. Lineage: Eukaryota; Viridiplantae; Streptophyta; Magnoliopsida; Fabales; Fabaceae.
AUGGCUUCAGAUGAAACUAUGAUGAUGACAACUCAAUCUUCGUUACAAAGUGAAGACUAUGAAGAAGAUGAUGAUAUGAAUGAUCUUUUUCACCACCAUCAUCAUCUUCAUCAUCAAAAUCACCAUAAUUUAUCAAGGCUUUCAGUUUGUACAAGCAGUGGUGUUGAAGAUGAUGUUGAAAAUCUCGCUUCCGUUUGUAUGUCACACUUGUCCAUUGAAAGUUUCGAAGCCGACGGAGACGAUGAAGCCGAAGGAAAAGAUGAUCGAUUACUGGAAGCCGGUUUGUCUUCCGGUUCUGGAAAUGAGUCAGGUAGUUGUUAUUCGUUACCGGCGACACCGCCGCGGAGGAGGAAUUUGGUUCCGGCGACUGCAGUUGCGGUAGUGAAAGACUAUGCGAGUGAGAACGAAGUGAGAAAAGAAACAAAAACGAAGAGCGGUGGUGAUUCUGGGAAGAGUAGGAGGAGGAGGAGGAGAAGGAGAGUGGAGAGUGUGUUUGAGAGGGGAAGUAGUUGGGAGAAUCUAUGGGAUGAGAAGAAGAAAAUGAAAGAGAAUGGAGGGAAUAGUGGUGAGAGUGAUCAGAGUAACGGAAAUGGUGUGAUGGUGAUUACUAGACCUAAAGGUGGGAAUAGGAGUUUGUGUAUGGAUUUGGAAGAAGUUAAAGCUUGUAGAGAUCUUGGAUUUGAGUUGGAACAUGAAAGAGUUUCUGCUGUUUCUUUCUCUAAUUCAACACUUGAUAAUAAUACUAGUAGUGGUGGUAAUUCGCCGAUUGCUAAUUGGCGAAUCUCCGGUCCCGGUGAUGAUCCAAGAGAUGUGAAGGCACGGUUGAAAGUGUGGGCGCAGGCGGUAGCUAUAGCGUCUGCCAGCAAAUACGGCUCAUGA